AGUCUCCCGGUUUUCGUCGACAGCUUUCAACGUGUAAUUGCAGCCUCAUAUCGUUUACUGGAGCAGAGUGUGCCUCCUUCGACCUCAAACAAAAUGGUUUUCUCUCAGACUCUUCGCCGCGCUGCGGCUCAGAACGCCAGUGGCUACCGUUCUCCCUUCGGUCCCAAGUACUCGACUCCCCUCCACUGGCACGGUCUUACCACCCGUGGUACCAUUGCCAGCGGCUUCGGUGUCAGCGCCGGUGUCUUCCUUCUGUUCUUCUUCGGCGAGGUCCCCCGUGUCCGCCGUGACAUCCUCCAGAAGGUCCCCUUCCUCGAUGAGUACUUUGACCGCACCAUCGCCCCCGAGGACAACGUAUGUGGGAUCCUAUUGUCAUGCACACGAACGAAUGCUAACACUCAAACUAGCCCUUCUAAAUUAUGUCCUUAAUAUCGAGACAAAUGUUGUUUUUCCAUUAUACACAAGGCCCGGUCACCCUGUACGGAUAUACCGCUUCAUAGCUGGACAGCAAAAGAGACUUGAGGUGCUGUACGUGUAGAAUAGCGAUGAGUUUUUUAUAGCACAUACUAGAGAAAGCCUGCUUAUAAACAAACUGUUCUCCGGUAAUCUUACC
Messenger RNA from Aspergillus aculeatinus CBS 121060, 613 nucleotides. RefSeq names its product cytochrome b-c1 complex subunit 10. The record is from RefSeq and is a predicted model, not a curated record. Gene Ontology annotation, biological process: mitochondrial electron transport, ubiquinol to cytochrome c. Bases 94 to 429 code for a protein of 111 amino acids. The transcript is spliced from 4 exons. NCBI's taxonomy places the organism in Eukaryota, Fungi, Ascomycota, Eurotiomycetes, Eurotiales, Aspergillaceae.